This is a messenger RNA of Octopus sinensis (East Asian common octopus), 1978 nucleotides long. Its product is annotated as chondroitin sulfate synthase 1-like. NCBI's taxonomy places the organism in Eukaryota, Metazoa, Mollusca, Cephalopoda, Octopoda, Octopodidae. Gene Ontology annotation, cellular component: Golgi cisterna membrane. The record is from RefSeq and is a predicted model, not a curated record. The coding region runs from base 50 to 1543 and encodes 497 amino acids. The transcript has a single exon. Gene Ontology annotation, molecular function: glucuronosyl-N-acetylgalactosaminyl-proteoglycan 4-beta-N-acetylgalactosaminyltransferase activity.
UUUUUUUUUUCAGGUAACAACUUUGUUCUACCAUAAUUAUUGUGAUGCGAUGGGCAGUUUUAACCAUGAGCUUGGGUCAAAGGAGAGCUAUGCCUUCACCUUACAUCCAUUAAAAAACAGUAGUUCGGUAUUUUGGUUAUCCAUACAUUUCAAACAAGAUGAAAUCAAAUGGUUAAAAGAAAAGGCGGACAUGCUGAGAAAUGAUUUGGAAAUGGCAAAAAGGAGUAUAAUUGCUAAACAGUUGAAGCAUUAUUCGAUGCCUACCUUAAAGUUCCUUCACGAAAUUGAACUUUUGAAUCAGAAACCUCAAUGGGGAACACACCUCAGAUUUUGGUAUGGUGCCAACGAUGAUUCAGCUAACUGGGAGUAUAUAGAGAAGAAUUCGAUUUACUCUAAAGAGAACACGUAUGGGUCUGCUAAGCAAAAUCUGAAUCUGAAAAAGAAGAACCAAAUCCUACAGACUGCUGUUAGAACUCUCUUCAAUCGCUAUUUGGAAGGGACUGAUGAUAUCAAGUUAAAGAAUAUUCUGCGAGCUUACCGUUAUAUGUCACCUGUGCAAGGGGUACAACAUCUGCUACAUGUUUACUUAUUGCAACCAAAGUCUAAAAGUAGCCAUUACAAUGCCACAUUUAUCACUUCACAGCAUCUGUUGCCAUUGAUGUUUACUGAAGAAGAGGAUAUGUUUCAGGAAGGUUUCCAUAUCAGAUCCAGACACAAUAAUGUGAAUGGUAGCAAUGAGCUAAAACAGAUCAAUUUGAUCCUACCAAUUAGUAAAAAAGUGAAAGAAUUUGCACGAUUUACUAAGACACUGGAGAAGAUCUUUAAAGAAACACUUGAGAAUCUCAACGUGAUUCUUGUCGUGUACAAAGACCCAAACAGGUCCUACCUCAAAAACAUAGACAAGAUGAAACGCUUGGAGUCUCAGUAUGCUUCCAUGAAAGUAGAAGUGACAUUUUUGUCUGGAAAAUUUUCUCGUGCAGUGGCGCUGCAGCAUGGCGUGAAGAACUGCAGGAAUGACUCCCUGCUUCUUUUCCUUGAUGUUGAUAUGGUCAUAACAGAAGCGUUUCUACAUCGAGUACGAAUUAACACAAUAUAUGGCCAGCGAGUGUAUUUUCCUAUCGUCUUCAAUGGAUUUAAUCCUGAAACAAUUUGUUACAAACCAAAUUGCAAGAAAAAUCCCUUCCUAUUUGACCAGAACAAUGGCUUUUGGCUAUUCUUUGGUUUUGGUGUGGUUUCCAUAUACAAGAAAGACUUUCUGGAUGUAGGUGGCUUUGACACAAAAAUCAUAACAUGGGGAGGUGAAGAUGUAGGUUUCUAUGACAGGUGCCUAAUAUCCAACCUGACAGUAUUCCAAGCCCCUGAUUUGGCAGUGGAACAUGUUUACCACCAGAGACAAUGCCUAGACAAUUUAGAUGCAAAACACUACCAGAUGUGUAUAGGUUCUAAAAAUGCAGCAUAUGGAUCCCUGCACAAUGAAGCUGCAGCUGUCUACAGAUUCUCAGAAAUACUAAAUCAAGAGCCAAAUGAUAAUAACAAGACAUAAUUUGGUGUUUCUUAGUAAAAUUUAAAAGAGAAUGCAUUCAUGUGUGCCAAUAUGAUGCAUAUUAACGAAGGUGAAUUAACACAUUUAAGUGUAUUCAGUGUUAAGAUGAUAGCAUUAACUCCUGAUUUCUUUUUUUAUUGCUGGAUUCCAACCCAGGCUGCAGUAAGAAAUUCUACCCACUGCACUUUUCAGUCCAUCUUUGAGGUCUUGGGUUGUCGAUGUAAGUGUGACAAUGUGUUCCUACUCUUACAUCACCACAAGACUAAUUUAGAAGCUUCAUGUUCAGGGUGGGGCAUGCAACGACCAGAUAAGUCAGAGCCAUCUUUGCCUGAUCUCACUAACUUUCGGUAGGCCUUCAUAAAGGCAUCCAUAUAUAUUAUACAAAAAAUUCCAUGUAAACCCGAAGUUUCUACCAUUAAAAACAAGGAGUUACAA